ACGACACUCUUUUACCCUUUACGUUUAGCCGAGAAACGUUACACACCAGUACGCAAAACAUACCGCGAUGCGAAAAGGCUCACAGCCAAAGCAAAAACAAACAGAUAAGACGCAGGAGGUUUUCUAACCAGCGCAGGGACAUGCCUCAAAGGGCCACGAAUCGUCCUCGGACUCACGGUUGUUGAUACCUAGAAAGUUUUGACGAGGUCCACAUUUCCUAAACAAUAAACAAAAUGAUUACUGUGUACGACCUGCGCUUCGGGAAGCCGCAGGAUUCUAAGAAAACGCUGCGAACAAACGACUUGGACUUUUAUGAGUUUCUUCAACUUGUGCACAUGGAAUUUGUCAUCCCUUUAAACCAGAAAUUUGUGUUGGUAACAACUGACCGGACAGUUGUUGACUAUGGAAAAUUUAAGGAGCUUCAGAAUGGCAGCACUCUCUAUUUAUUGCAAAACCAACACCAAGACCUGGCAGUUGCAGUGGAGGAGUCUAUCCACUUUGUUCCUCACUACAACACAUUGAUUGAGAGUGGAACCUUCGAGUAUUUCGCCGAGGGACAGGAAGCACUGCCUUGUUCUCUUGCUGAGCUGGUGGACAAUUCUCUUUCGGCCACUGCUAAAAACACAGGAGUCAGGAUGAUAGAGAUCCGUCUGAUGUUUGACAAAAAACCUGCAGUCAUCGUUUUGGACAACGGGUGUGGGAUGACCUCGAAGCAGCUCAAUAACUGGGCUGUCUAUAGACUCUCUAAGUUCACAAGGGAAAACAGCACAUUUAAAAGUGACCAACAGGGAUAUGUUAGCCCUGAGCCUGUGCCACGUAGUCUCAACAGUGACAUAUCCUACUUUGGAGUUGGAGGCAAACACGCAGCUUUCCAGAUUGGGGACUCAGUCAGAAUGAUCAGCAAACCAAUCAGCUCGCCAGACGUUCAUGAGUUGGUCCUGUCAAAGGAGGAAUUCCAGAAAAAAGAGCAGAACAAAGAAGAUGUUUACAAAGGGACCAUCUUGAACAGGAAGCCUGGUGACUUCUCACACAUUAAAGGCAACGAAGCCUUUCUUCAGGACAUCAUCAGGGAGGAAACUGGGAAGCAUAGCUUCACUGCUGUUGUCAUCACAGGAAUCUGCCCUGAGCGCGUAAAAUAUCUAAAGCAGGACUUUAAAGAGUGGACCAGAAAGCUAGCGCACUUUUAUCAUUAUUACAUUCAUGGGGUCGAUGGAAACCUUCAGAAUAAGCCUCAAGGAUCCAAUGGCAGCCCAGCAAUUAAUAUUCUGGUAACUCUGCGAGAUAAAUCUUCUAAAAGUCCAAUUGGGGUAAAUCUCAGAAACGUGAAUGAUGACAUCCAGACUCUGUACAUAAACUCAGCUGUCGAUACGUUUGAGUUUAAGGCCACCACACAAGAGGGCGGCAUCGUGGACGGAGUCCUAAGAUAUCAUCCUUUUCUCUAUGACAAGGAGACUUACCCAAAAGAUCCCAAUAUUAUUCAAGCACCUCCUGAGGACGAUAAUGAUGAGAAUGAAGCUGCAGUCAUGAAUCAGGCCAGAGGGAAGAGGGACAUCUUUGAGUGUUUCUGGAAUGGACGGCUCAUCCCUUACACCACAAUUUCUGAGUUUGAUUGGUGCCGUCAGCCCUAUAAAACUACACCCGAUUUGCCCCCAGAAUGCUACAGUCGCUUCUCUGGGGUGCUUUUCACAAAUGACAAAUUCCAGGUCAAUGUAACCAAACAGAAGUUCAUGGACUUGGAGAUUAAGCUGAAACACAGGGAUACCCUCUUUAUUCCUGUUCCUAAAGUUCAGAAAGCCGCAAAAACUUCCAGAAACAUCCAGAAAGAGUUCACCCAGUGGCUUCAGAAAUGUCACACACAGUUUGAUAAGCAGGUGAAGUUCCUUAACUGCAUGGGGAUUGUGACACGAAACGAUGUGCCGACGAAGAAGAUGCAGCAUCCCUGGACCGCUUUCUCCGCCAUUGAGUUAGAUGGAAAAAUAUACAAAGUGGGGGAAACUUUGAAAUCUCAGAAGACUCAACCAGUUCUCUACGGCACAGUGCAGCGUUUUUUGUUGUAUGGGGAACACGGAGGGGAUGUAUAUGCAACAGGCGGACAAGUGGACAUCAGACGGGAGCCAAUGGAGCUGUAUGCGAAUGUUACCAGGAUCAUACCCAUCUCCAAGAUUGACAGGACUGCCACCAGAGAAAGUAUUUGCAAAAACAUCGAGAACGACAGGGACAAGUUGCCAGCAAAGCUGAACGUUGAAUGGCCAGAGGGGAAUCCUUGGCCACAAAAUGCUGUGGUUCGCUGCGGGACUCCUUUAGGUCCCUUAAAGGUUCAAAUUCAUAAUAGAAAUGGGAGAUGGAUCUCAUCCAUUCAUACAGGCGGCCAGGGGGCAUUGAUAAAGCUGGAAGUUAUGCUUACAGUUAUUUUCUAUGGUUCCAAAGGAGGGAAGAAGAUUGCUGAUUUGUCUGCCCAAUCUACUAAAUUUGGACACUGGUUCGAGAAAAUUGAGUCCCUGACCAGCCUGGGAAAAUACACCCUGAGUCUAAAAACUGCAAUACGUGAUAAGGAUCUCUCCACAGUCUAUGGAGGCAAAGAGCUCCCGAGUUAUGAGCUGAAGUUUACAAUCAAAGAGGGAAAUGCAGAAAGCUUUACUGUUCUCAACCCUGCUGAUUCUGUACGAGUGGGAGUGCCAUUCAACAUUCACCUGGAGAUGAAAGAUUGUUAUGGCCACCCUACAACUCCUCCUUCUAAACUUCAGCCUGUUAUUCAGUGCAAAGAUUUGGAGCUGAGUUAUGCAACCAUAAGCAGCAGCGGGAAUACCCUCACUAUAACAGGUGUCAAAGCCAUAGGGAAAGGCCAGGAUUACCAGAAUUCCAGGAUUUAUGAUUUGGACGUGACAGUGCCUGGCCUGAAAAAUCACACACAAACCAUCAAGACCAGGCUUCUUCCUGGCAACCCACAUUCCCUUCAUGUGAAACCUAACCCAGUGAAAGUGGAGAAUGGAAACCCUGCUAGUUUCAGUGUGGAAGUUCAUGAUGAGGCUGGAAACAUCACUGCCAACCCCAGACAAAUGGUUCGCUGCCAGAUUCCAGGGCUUCAGUUAGUGUCAUCGGACUGCAGCAAAACAGGAGCAGGCCAGAUUGUGACACCAAUUGUGAACGUGAAAAUUAUUGAUGGAAAGCCACAAAUACUCAAUGCACACUUUUCCAUUUUUAGUCACAACAAUGUUCCAGACGUCACAGUUGAGAUGAAGGUUGUGCCUAGCAAUCGAAUCUCCAGGAUGGAGCUCUUCUCUCUGGUAGAGGAAAAAUUGGAGCUGAGAAACAAGGAAAGGAUUGAGUGGCAAGCUGGAGGACUGCUUCAGAAUCUGGUUUACAAAUUGUAUGAUGAGUCGAACAAGGAGGUGGCAGUCACUCCUGAAAUAGCCUCUAACAUCAAGGUUAACUGGACAGGAGAGGUAAAUCUGAGAUCUUUAGUAAAGGGAAGACUGCCAGAUGUACGGGUUCCUACAAAAGUGCAGGACCAGCGCUUCUACCAGGUCUCCUACAAGGACCAGAGUGUGUCUUUCUGCUUUACCAUUGUGCCUUGUCCAGAUGAACCAGCGCGACUAAAGGCAUCUCUACCUAAAAACACAGUGAAGCUUGGUGAAACACUUGAUGAAACCAUAGAGUUGGAGCUUGUGGACCAGUAUGACAAUGUCACCAAGAGGCUGACUGCUGCAGCUGCCGAGUCGAUGACUGUUGAAGCUGAGGGACUGGACCAGUCUAACAUUCAAUUCCUAUGGCAGGAGAGCAGCGGUUCUGCUGCAGUUACCGGAGUCCGUUUCAAGUCAGGGCCUCUUGGGUCCAGGGAGCUUUGCUUCAGCUACAACAACUACACAGAACGCGUCAUCGUAAAAGUGGAAGCAGGAAUCCCCGCCAAGCUUAAGCUCCUUAGUGGGCCUGAGCUGCCUUUGCAGGUCUUGAAUGGUCGCGGUAUUCCCAAGCCAUUCCUGGUGCAGCUAUGUGAUGAGUGGGGAAACCCUUCUCCAGACCAGAGAGUGGUGGUAGAGAUCAGUACCUCCCCAUCGACAGUAAAGGUGAUGAAUUCUGUUAUUUCACAACCUGUGGACACAGAAGGAAAAGCCUCCUUCACUGUUAAUGCUGUGACAGGGUCAAAAGGGUACUAUCAACUAGAGUUUAAAGGUUGCUUUAACAGGAAUCCCAUUCCUGGUCCAUCUGUGAACUUUAGUAUCCUCCCUGAUCCCAACAAACCUGUCAAACUGUCAGUAAACUACAAUGCCAAUGCCAGGUUUCCUGCUGGAGGCACCUUUCCUGUUUUCUCAGUGACCGUCGUGUCUGAUGAUGGGAGUCCAAUGGCAACUUUUAACCCUGCUGAUCUGUCCAUGUGGUGGUGGAAGGGAGAGUCAUUGUCUCGUCCAAAAACGGCAACUGAGCUAAAGUGCAGUAAACCACUGGAAAAUGAGAAGAAAGACUGCUAUCAUUUUAGAGAUAAAGAAAUCCCACAAACCGUUGGGAGAUACACCAUACAGUUCUCUCUGCGUAAUGAUAAAGUAGAGGCUCUACUGAGUAAUCAGAUCAAUGUAAAUGUUGUGGCCAAUAAACCAUUCAAGCUGGGACCUGAAUGUCAGCCGCGAACCCGGGUCGUUUCUUACAGCACUGACAUCACCAGUCGAAUCUUAGUUGAGAACAUGACUCUGAAGAUUAUGGAUCAACAUGGUAACCCAGCCGGGCAGGAUCUGAAUGGGGUGGUGUUGAUUUCCAUGAAGUGUCCUGCUGGGGAGCAGCGCAGAAGCCUCCCUCUGUUUGAAGGUGAAACCAGCACCAUUAAAAUGACCUUAAAAGAGGGAAGCACCCACAUCGAAAGGCUGACGAUCGCAGAAAACAGUCCUGGAGACGAUGGAGGCAGAUAUAUUGUCAUGUUCAAAGCUGAAUUGACAAUGCUGCCUAUACCUCUGAGUCCUUUUGAACUUCCCUUCCAUUUUUACAACGACUCUGAGAACCAAAGCAAAAUGUCUGAACUGACAAGGAAGAAAGACGAACUGAACACGCUAUAUAACAAUUACGAAAGCUCAUGGAACACAUAUGUGGAACUCCGUCAAAUGUUGACGCAGAAAGUCUUGGAUUUUGACAAAAAAGAGAAAGACUUCCGAACAAUGUUGAGCAGUAGAAAUAUAUCGCUGUCACAAUCUUUACCUGUCCCAGAUGUUUUGCGACUUCUGAGAGAAAAGAUGGCUGAAAAGGAAAGGAUAGAGAGGCUUCCAAGGAGAAAAUAUACAAUUCCUAAUUACAGUGGGCAGAAUAUUCUUGGGAAGGUUGGUCACCUUGCCGUCAUCGCUGAUGACGAUGCUGCCUGGGUCAUCUCUUGGCACCUGUCCGGUGACAUGGACUGCAUCAUCACCAAGACGACAGAAGAAGCUCAGAAGAUAUACCACCAAGAUUGCAGACAGCAGGUCAUGGCCCUGGACAGCAUUUUUGUGUAUCAAGGAAACAGACCUCUACCUCACAUUAGAAAUGGCCAGGGACUUUUCCAACCUCGUGGGAACCCAAUCUACGCAAGGCACCUGCUUGUUUAUCCCGAAAAUGAGAAGGACUGUGAGCUUGUAUUUAAAAACCUCCUCGGUGACACUAUCCUGAUGGAUGACAUGGACUCUGCCACCAACUACAGAAAGGCGGUUGUUCAGAACAGGAUUUCCUGUCCCACUAUAUUGACACGGCAAGGGAACAGGCUCAGCGCCAAGGGCAAAUUUGGGGGACUGACCAACAAAGCACCCCCAAGGGAUAGAGUGAAUAUGUUUGGAGCCCCUCUACCACCAUACUACUACACACUGAAGGACGACAUAGAUCUGCUCUCUAAGUAUCAGGUUACUUUGGAGAAGAAAAAGCAGUCUGAAGAUGAACGUGAUAGGAUUGUAAAAAAGUCUCCUGAAAUACAACAGAAUCAGCAAAGAAUGAGCGUGAUAAGGAAAGAGCUUGACGAGAUUGAAAGGCAGCUGGCAUCAUCAUCAUCGGUGAGACUAGGUAAACGAGCUGCUGCAAACAUGUUGGAGCCCUCUAGCCUCCUAACGAAGCGCCCAAGAUAAAAUAUCAUUGGGUUGUAGUGAUACUUCUACUUAAUUUAGCGUUUUUCUUAAUUUCAUUUUAGUCCGUUUUGAAAGUUUUAAGACUGUAAAGUUUCCAACUUUAAAAGUUAAUUUACUACAAACCUUGGCACAUUUCAGUAUCUGAAGUCUUUAAGUUUAAAAAAAUAAACUAAUGUUUCCAGAACAUG
This is a messenger RNA of Cyprinodon tularosa, 6256 nucleotides long. RefSeq names its product structural maintenance of chromosomes flexible hinge domain-containing protein 1-like. The record is from RefSeq and is a predicted model, not a curated record. Gene Ontology annotation, cellular component: chromosome. Lineage: Eukaryota; Metazoa; Chordata; Actinopteri; Cyprinodontiformes; Cyprinodontidae. The transcript has 47 exons. Gene Ontology annotation, molecular function: protein binding; ATP binding. Bases 234 to 6068 code for a protein of 1944 amino acids. Gene Ontology annotation, biological process: double-strand break repair; chromosome organization.